AUGCCAAGCAAUUCAGAGGAGGAAAGCCGCGCGAAUGACCAAGAAGCCCGCUCCAUGCAUGAAGGCGUGAGGAUUUCGUUCGUCAGUGCUGACUUCACGCGAGAGGACGAGAUCUCUAACUUGUGUGCUGACAUCAUCAAACUCUACCCGGAAGGAAUAGAUAUUCUAGUCAACAAUGCAGGUUUCAACUCCGUCCAUGCAGUGGAGAGCUAUCCAGUUGCGACCUGGCACAAAAUGAUGGCUGUCCACCUUACCGCUCCUUUCUUGCUCUCCAAGUUCUUUGUUCCAUACAUGAAAAAGAAAGUGUUUAAAGAUCAGAUAGAAGCGAUUGCCAGAGAAAACAACGUCCCUUUCGAGCAGGCACGGGUACGUGAUGAUUGA
Dreissena polymorpha is the source of this 381-nucleotide messenger RNA. RefSeq lists its product as uncharacterized. The record is from RefSeq and is a predicted model, not a curated record. The coding region runs from base 1 to 381 and encodes 126 amino acids. The transcript is spliced from 4 exons. NCBI's taxonomy places the organism in Eukaryota, Metazoa, Mollusca, Bivalvia, Myida, Dreissenidae.